GUAAGCACAUCCGGCUACUGUGUUGUAAGGUAACGUAAAGUACGAUUGCCGGCUACGAUGGACGUCUUUAAAAGAUUUCGCGUUAUUUUUCUUGCUUUUAUGAUUUUGACAGCUGUCUUAUCUUUUGCAGAAGAUGCAGAACAAGCUGAAGAGGAUGAAAAUGACACGAAAGCUGGGGAAGAUAAUGAGGUACGAGAGGAGGAGGGUGUGUUAUAUUUGACUGAUGACAACUUUGACAAAGUAACAGAGAAAUAUGAUGCUAUUCUUGUGGAGUUCUAUGCACCAUGGUGUGGUCAUUGUAAAAGCCUGGCACCUGAAUAUUCAAAGGCUGCCUAUAAACUGAAAGAGUCAGAGGUACCUGUUCCUCUUGGUAAGGUUGAUGCCACUGUUAACUCGGACUUAGCUGCAAGAUUUGGUGUGUCUGGAUAUCCUACUUUAAAAUUUAAGAAAGAUGGAACUUGGAUAGAGUAUGAUGGUCCCAGAGAUGCUGAAGGAAUUGUGACCUGGGUGAGUGAGAAGGCUGAUCCUAACUACAAACCACCACCAGAGACUGUUGUGACAGUAACCAAAGAUAAUUUUGACGAAUUUAUCAAUAGUGCAGAACUUGUACUUCUUGAAUUUUAUGCACCAUGGUGUGGCCAUUGCAAAAGACUUGCACCGGAAUAUGAAAAGGCAGCUCAACGUUUGAUACUUCAUGAACCCCCAAUACCCCUGGGAAAGGUUGAUGCUACCGUGGAAAAAGAGCUGGUGCAGCAGUUUGGAGUGACUGGAUACCCGACUUUAAAAAUGUUCCGAAAUGGCAAACCAUCUGACUACACAGGGGGCAGAGAUGCUUUUGGUAUUGUUGAUCACAUGCACAAAUAUUCCGGUGAGGCAUCCAAGCUUCUACCUGAACUGAGAGAUGUGAAGAAUUUGAUAAGCAAGGAAUCAGCAACCAUUAUUGGGUUCUUUGACAACCUUGAAGAUGAGAAAUUAAGAGCAUAUAUGAAUGUUGCCAACGACAGAAGAGAGGACCUCACAUUUGGUCACACCCUGUUGCCAGAGGCCCGAGAUAUCUACAAGGUGAACCCUGGCAGUGUCGUCGUCUUCAAACCUGAAAAAUUUUAUACUAAAUUUGAACAGAAAUAUAGCAUACUGAAAGUGGCUGACAAGUCUGAGGAAGAAAUUGCUGCAUUUGUCAAAGAAAACGAGUUGCCACUGGUCGGAGAAUACACUCAGUCUACCUCCAAGUUUUAUGAUGAGUACCAGAAAGAUAUCCUGUGUGUUGCAUUUUACACAGUAGACUGGAGUUUUGACCAUAGAGACGCCACCCAGUUGUGGAGAAAGAAGGUAGCAAAUAUUGCCAAGGACUAUAAGGACAUAAAGUUUGCUAUAGCUAAUGAAGAGGAUUACAUUAAUACAAUGAUGAAGGAGGUUGGUCUGGAGGAUUCUCCUGAGGAAUUUAACUUGGGAUGUGUGAAGAACGGUAAAAAAUACAGGAUGGAACCCAUGGAUGAAUUUGAUGAAGAUGAAAUUCGAGAAUUCCUGAACAAGCUGAAGAAAGGUAAACUGACACCACAGAUCAAGUCUCAGUCAGUUCCAAAGAAGAACACUGGACCAGUCAAAGUUGUCGUUGGUAAGACAUUCGACCAGAUUGUUCUCGAUAAAAAGAAAGACGUUUUGAUUGAGUUUUAUGCCCCAUGGUGCGGACAUUGUAAAAGUCUAGAGCCAAUUUAUAAAGAGCUUGGAAAAACAUUGAAGAAGGAGAAAAAUCUUGUGAUAGCAAAAUUAGAUGCUACUGCAAAUGACGUUCCUGAAAUUUUUAAAGUGGAAGGAUUUCCAACAAUUUAUUUUGCACCAGCAAACAAUAAGAAAAAUCCUUUGAAGUUUGAUGGUGACAGGACUGUAGAAGGAUUUACCAAAUACUUGAAAGAAAAAGCAGCCGUGUCAUUUGGCAAGAAUCUCAAAGAGGAGUUAUAACAUAACGCUUACCAUUUAGACAUCUGUUACCUUGUUUAUAUAAUCAUCCUUAAAUAACCAAA
Molecule: messenger RNA, 2021 nt
Organism: Mercenaria mercenaria
Lineage: Eukaryota; Metazoa; Mollusca; Bivalvia; Venerida; Veneridae
Product: protein disulfide-isomerase A4-like
Exons: 12
Coding region: 58-1959 (633 amino acids)
Biological process (GO): protein folding; response to endoplasmic reticulum stress
Cellular component (GO): cell surface; endoplasmic reticulum
Molecular function (GO): protein disulfide isomerase activity
Source: RefSeq, a predicted model, not a curated record